Messenger RNA from Prunus avium (sweet cherry), 2340 nucleotides. RefSeq names its product P-loop containing nucleoside triphosphate hydrolases superfamily protein (gene DNK). NCBI's taxonomy places the organism in Eukaryota, Viridiplantae, Streptophyta, Magnoliopsida, Rosales, Rosaceae. Gene Ontology annotation, cellular component: cytoplasm. Gene Ontology annotation, molecular function: deoxynucleoside kinase activity. The record is from RefSeq and is a predicted model, not a curated record.
GACAAUCUCUCCUUCAUUUACGGAAAUACGGACUUUAAAAAUCUGUGUCCAUGGUCUCUCGGUCUCUCUUCCCUCCUUUUAAGAAAGAAAAGAAAAGAAUAUGUCUGUGAGCUGCUAAAACCCUAAAUCCGUGACGCAGCCUACAGCCCCAAUCAAAAGACAAAGCCCCUUCCCAUCAGUAAUCAAUGACUGCAAACAAAACUAUAAAUUAAAAAAACCCUAAAAAAUUCCCCAAUUCUCAGUUUCAAAAACCCUCAAAGCCCUUCUCUCUCUAUUUCCUUCUUUCUCUGACACUCUCACACCCAAAACAAAGAACACAGUGAAACAGAGAAACAAAAUAUCCAAAAGGGUCUCUGAAAUGCUUAGCAGUGAUGCAGAAACUGCUCCGCAUAAGCCCCUCAGGCCCCAUUCUGUGCACUUCGGCUAAGGCUCCUCUUUCCUCUCUCCCCUUGGCCUCAAGCAUUCUAUCAAAAGCUUUCAAGGGCUCAACCGAUAACCCUUCAAGAAUGCACACUGCAGCUACAGCUUUUCGCGGCGGCUCAGCACUCGCCGCUACUGUUCACAGCAAACCCACUUACAAUAUCCCCUAUCGCAUCAACUGCGGCCUCUGCCGCUGCUCAGUCCAUGACAGAGCCCCGUCCCGGGCUUGGCUUGUGCUCAAAGACUCCGGUUUGGGGUCCCGGCCGGCGUGGCUGCACACGAGCACUGAUGGGUCAUUUUCUGUUUCGGCAGCAGAGGGUUGCAAGGGUUUAGAGAAGGGUUUGGAGGGUUUUGAGGACUUGAGCGGUAGUGAUGGUGGAGAGGCUGAGAAGGGUUCGGAGGAGAAGCCAAAUAGGUUGAGUAAUAGGCGGCAGAGGAGUUCCGGGAGCGGCGGGUUAUUGGCUGGAAACCCGGACUUGUUGGCGAUUCCUGGCGUGGGGCCGAGGAACUUGAGAAAGCUGGUGGAAAAGGGUAUUGGGGGAGUUUCUGAGCUCAAGCAAUUGUACAGAGAUAAGUUCUUUGGAAAAGCUAGUCGGAAGAUGGUUGAGUAUUUACAAAGUUCGGUAGGAAUCAUCCACAAAAACCAUGCUGAGAGUAUUACUACUUAUAUUAAAGAGAGUGUUGAUGAAGAGUUGAAGGAGGACAGCUCGAACUCAGAAGUGAAGCAUACACAGAAGAAGCGGCUUACUUUCUGCGUUGAGGGAAAUAUCAGUGUUGGAAAGACAACAUUUCUUCAGAGAAUAGCAAAUGAAACACUUGAGCUAAGAGAUCUUGUUGAGGUGGUUCCAGAACCUAUUAACAAGUGGCAGGAUGUUGGACCCGACCAUUUUAAUAUAUUGAAUGCUUUCUAUGCUGAGCCGCAGAGGUAUGCCUAUACCUUCCAGAAUUAUGUGUUUGUUACAAGGUUGAUGCAGGAGAGAGAAUCCUCUAGUGGCAUCAAGCCCCUCCGGUUGAUGGAAAGGAGUGUUUUUAGUGAUAGGAUGGUUUUUGUGCGAGCUGUUCAUGAAGCGAAGUGGAUGAAUGAGAUGGAGAUCAGCAUCUAUGACUCCUGGUUUGACCCAGUUGUAUCGUCCUUGCCUGGGCUUAUCCCUGAUGGUUUCAUAUAUCUUAGAGCAAGUCCUGAUACUUGUCACAAGAGAAUGAAGCUACGGCAGAGAGCCGAGGAAGGUGGAGUCAGCCUAGAGUAUCUCCACGGCUUGCAUGAAAAACAUGAAAGCUGGCUUUUCCCAUUCCAGAGUGGUAAUCAUGGGGUCUUGUCUGUUAGUAAGCUUCCUUUACACAUGGACAGCUCUUUACCUCCCGAUAUUAGGGACCGUGUGUUCUAUUUGGAGGGUGAUCAUAUGCAUUCAAGUAUUCAAAAGGUUCCUGCUUUGGUUCUUGACUGCGAGCCCAACAUUGAUUUUAGCAAAGACAUUGAAGCAAAGAGGCAGUAUGCUCGACAAGUAGCAGAGUUUUUUGAAUUUGUGAAGAAAAAGCAAGAAGUCCCAUCUGCAAAAGGUGGUGAGGAAGCUAAGAAGAGUAGCCAACAACAACUAGUGCUGCCCCAAAAUGGAGAAUUAUGGGUUCCUGAUAAGCAUUUCCCCGAGUCAGCCCUCAAAUCUCUGGAGUUUAGACGAGCCAUGUCUCUCAUGUCUGGCUAGUGAAUUUGAAUCCUCUACUCUCGUUUUUGUUUAAGCUUUACUCAGAUACAUGUAAUGAGUCAUCUGUUUUCGUCUCAUUUGUGUCUGGGUUAUGUGUUAGAUCCUUGGCGCUUGUAUAAAAAUGUGUCUAACCCCUAGAGAUGUAGAGAAAGUUGUACUGCCCUUAAGGUUUCUGAAGUUUGGUUGAAGUUUUAUAAUUUGAAUGGAAACACUUCAUCAA